This is a messenger RNA of Erythranthe guttata (spotted monkey flower), 2883 nucleotides long. Its product is annotated as DNA ligase 1. The record is from RefSeq and is a predicted model, not a curated record. NCBI's taxonomy places the organism in Eukaryota, Viridiplantae, Streptophyta, Magnoliopsida, Lamiales, Phrymaceae. Gene Ontology annotation, molecular function: DNA binding; DNA ligase (ATP) activity; ATP binding. Gene Ontology annotation, cellular component: mitochondrion; nucleus. Gene Ontology annotation, biological process: lagging strand elongation; DNA recombination; DNA repair.
GGUAAUUUUCCUUCUUUUGACUGCCAAAAUUCGUUUCUUUCUCUACUGUUUCGCCGUGAAAUUCCGGCGGGAGCGGUUUCCGAUUUCAAUCUGCCGCCGUAUUUCCUUCAAUGUCGACCUCUAAAUCGGCGUUUGAUGUUCUCAUGUCCAACGCUUCCAGAAAGAAGAAACAAUUCUUCCCUCCCCACUGCCAACCCUCACCUAAAAAAAAUAAAACCCUCGUCGAAUUUUCGCAAACCCCGCAUUCGAAAGAUGUUUCUCCACAUCCAAUCGAAAAUCGCGUAGAAAAGCAGCAAACUUCCGACCAAAUUGGACAAUGCACAAAUUCGAGUGAUCCGAGUCGGGGUUUCACGGUGUCGAUUAGCCCCGACGAGAGUCUUCGGGAGUUGAAGAAAAAGGCCGAACAUUGCAGCGUGAAGAGGGCGGUUUAUUGGGGGGAGGGAGAAAGGGUGCCUUUCGUUUUUGUUGCCAAGGCGUUUGAUGCUAUAUCGAAUGAGUCGGGUCGACUUGCUAUCACCGACAUUGUGUGUAAUAUGCUGAGGGCCGUGAUCGAGACUACGCCGGACGAUCUAUUGGCCGUUGUGUAUCUAUUGGCAAAUAGGAUUGCAUCUGCGCACGAGGGUUUGGAGCUCGGUAUCGGGGAUGCUUCGAUUGUCAAAGCACUUGCCGAGGCUUGUGGGACUAACGAAGCAUAUAUUAAGAAGCAAUACAAGGAUCUUGGAGAUCUGGGUCUUGUAGCAAAAGCGAUUCGGUCAUCACAGCCUUUGAUGCGUAAACCAGAAGCAUUAACUGUUGUCAAAGUGUUUGAUACAUUUCGGCUUAUUGCUAAGGAAUCCGGUAAAUAUAGUCAAGAGAAAAAAAAGAAUCAAAUUAAGGCACUACUAGUAGCAGCUACCGAUUGUGAACCUCAAUAUUUGAUUCGUUUGCUCCAGACAAAAUUGCGUAUCGGUUUGGCAGAACAAACUCUCUUGACGGCAUUGGGGCGUGCUGCAUUAUAUUCUGAGAAACAUUCAUCUCCUCUAAAAAAUGUUGCAGAUCAUCUGGAAGAAGCUGCAAAAAUUGUCAAACAAGUGUAUUCUGUAAUUCCAGUAUAUGAUGAAAUUGUUCCUGCACUUCUUUCUGGUGGUGUGUGGAAUCUCCCAAAAACAUGUAGCUUUUCACUUGGAAUCCCGAUCGGAGCUAUGUUAGCCAAACCUAUCAAACAAGUAGCUGAUAUUAUUGACAAUUUUAAACAUAUGGAGUUCACCUGUGAAUAUAAGUAUGACGGAGAGCGUGCUCAGAUACACUAUAUGGAAAGUGGCUCAGUGGAGAUAUACAGUCGAAAUUCGGAGCGGAAUACUGGAAAGUUUCCUGAUGUUGUUGCUGCUGUCAAAAGAUUAAAAAGUCCGUGCGUAACAUCAUUUGUUCUUGACUGUGAACUUGUUGCAUAUGACCGUGAAAAACAGAAAAUCCUCCCUUUCCAGGUUCUCAGUACACGUGCUCGAAAAAAUGUUGCCGUGGAUGAAAUCAAGGUCAACGUUUGCAUAUUUGCUUUUGACAUCCUAUAUGUUAACGGCCAACAACUUCUGCAAGAGCAGCUCUGUGAUCGUAGAGAGCAUCUUUACAAGUCAUUUCAGGAAGAAAAUGGGUUUUUCCAGUUUGCCACCGCCACUGCUAUAACAUCAAAUGAUCGUGAGGAGCAAGAAAUGGAAAUACAGAAAUUUCUUGAUGCUGCUGUUAAUUCUAGCUCGGAGGGGUUGAUUAUCAAAACUUUGAACAAAGAUGCCACAUACGAGCCUUCAAAGCGGUCUCAUAACUGGCUUAAAUUGAAAAAGGAUUAUAUGGAUAGUAUUGGCGAUUCACUAGAUUUGGUUCCAAUUGCUGCAUUCCACGGCAAAGGGAAGCGCACUGGUGUCUAUGGCACCUUUCUCCUUGCUUGUUACGAUAGUGAGAAAGAAGAAUUCCAGAGCAUAUCUCAAAUCGGAACCGGUUUUUCCGAAGCUAUGCUUGAAGAACGUUCUGCCAGUCUUGGCUCUAAAGUUGUUCCCAAACCAAAGUCGUAUUACAGAUAUUCGGAUGCAAUCAGUCCAGAUGUAUGGUUUGAACCAACCGAGGUCUGGGAGGUCAAAGCUGCUGAUCUCACAGUUAGCCCUGUUCACCGUGCUGCCAUUGGUAUUGUGGAUCCUAACAAGGGAAUCUCACUUCGAUUUGCACGAUUUCUUCGUGUCCGAGAAGAUAAGAAUCCGGAGCAGGCCUCCUCGUCUGAUAUGGUUGCGGAUAUGUAUAAAGCACAGAAGCACAAUCAAAAAGACGACAACCGAAAUGAAGAUGAGGAUUAUGAUUGAGAUCAAUAAAAUAUUGUAUUAUCUGUUGUGAUAUUAAGCUCAUGAUGAAGAUUGUGUGGGUUGAUCGACUAGGUUUCGAUGUGCACAUGCAACGGUCGGUGCAAAAAGAAGUAUACGAGGUCCGAAUACCUUUCCUUAUACAAGUGACCGAUGAAAACGGUGCAAAAUCAUCUUUCGACGACAUGUCUCAACUUGCUUGGGAAGUCGAGAAGAACUUUCAUGUUGCUGAAUUCAACAAGGUGACGGAAUCUUGUUGCGUGCUUGUUCCUUGACUGGACAAGCCAACAAAUGAUGGCAAAUUAUUUGGAGUCGCAACAUCUAUUGGAGCUUUAUCAACCAAUUGCUCAGGUUGCUCUAAAAUAAGAAGGGAAAAGGAAACAUAUAAUUAUUAGUAGAACAAUUACAUGUACAGAAAAAUCAUAGCUUAUGUCCAACAGUAAGAACUCACAGUACGAGUAGACUGCUAACAUAAUGUAUCACAGUUUUAUAGGAAUUCCCUACCCAUAAUUUUUCCAUGUGACGACAUACGUUUUAUAAGAAGGAGGCUAUGUUUAGUUUU